Gaeumannomyces tritici R3-111a-1 is the source of this 249-nucleotide messenger RNA. RefSeq lists its product as hypothetical. The transcript has a single exon. The record is from RefSeq and is a predicted model, not a curated record. Bases 1 to 249 code for a protein of 82 amino acids. NCBI's taxonomy places the organism in Eukaryota, Fungi, Ascomycota, Sordariomycetes, Magnaporthales, Magnaporthaceae.
AUGGAGCUCACCCCGCAGCGCCGUGCUGCGCGCGCAGGGGUGGCUCCACCACUGCCAGUCCCUCCAAAGGCCGAACCGAACGGCGAUGAACAGCGCAGAGCCGAGCCCAAGCGGAAGGGCACCCUGCCUGCCUGCCUGCCAGGUCCGGCCAGGUUGGGCGCGCGACAGGACAGGCGGCGAAGUGACGUGAUGCUGGGCCACUACUGGGUGGACACGGGAAUGAAAACGGCAUCAACAAACAUAGAUUAA